UCCACUCAGAGACGUAGUGCAGUGCUUUGAAGAGUCUACAAUACAUCAGCAAUGCCUGAGAACAUUUAUGAUGAUGUGAACCACAUUAUGGAGCUUCAGUGUUCCGAGCAUGCGUCUGUGAAUACUUUUGCAAAUGCCGAUGCUCUUAAAUAUCACAAUACCAACCCCGAAAGGGAGAACAGCACCCCGACAAGGAAUCCGCAAAUUCAACACACAGGAAACAACUCUACCUGGAAAAGAUGUUACACAGUGACUGCAGUGUGUUUGGGGAUGCUGUGUGUUCUCCUGAUGACCGGCAUAAUAGUGCUGUCAAUCAAACUGAGCAACCAGUAUACAGAAUACAACCAGUUACAGACCAGAUACGACAACCAGACAAUAGAGAAAUACCAGUUACAGAUCAGAUACAACAACCAGAAAAUAGAGAAAUAUCAGUUACAGAUCAGAUACAACCAGACAAUAAAGAAAUACAAGUUACAGACCAGAUGCGACAACCAGACAAUAGAGAAAUACCAGUUACAGACCAGAUGCGGCAACCAGACAAUAGAGAAAUACCAGUUACAGACCAGAUACGACAACCAGACAAUAGAGAAAUACCAGUUACAGAUCAGAUACAACAACCAGACAAUAGAGAAAUACCAGUUACAGACCAGAUACGACAACCAGACAAUAGAGAAAUACCAGUUACAGACCAGAUACGACAACCAGACAAUAGAGAAAUACCAGUUACAGACCAAAUACGACAACCAGACAAUAGAGAAAUACCAGUUACAGAUCAGAUACAACAACCAGACAAUAGAGAAAUACCAGUUACAGACCAGAUACGACAACCAGACAAUAGAGAAAUACCAGUUACAGAUCAGAUACGACAACCAGACAAUAGAGAAAUACCAGUUACAGAAACAGAAAGAUUCAUUUCAGAUGAAAUUGACCAGUUUGGGAUGGACUUUGUUUCAGUCCAAAUUUUACUAUAUCUCAACCAAGAUGAAGAACUGGACUGAGAGCAAAGAGGACUGCAGAAAAAGAGGAGUAGACCUGGUGAUCAUAAACAGCAAAGAGGAACAGACUUUUGUGGAAGCGCUCAAAAAGAACCGUGGAAAUUAUAUUGGGCUGAGUGACCAAGAAAAAGAAGGCACUUAUAAAUGGGUGGAUGGAACUCCACUGACCACUUCGUACUGGGCAAGUGCAAAUGCCUUUACAGCUUUGGAUGACUGUGUUGUUAGUGGGUAUGAUGGAUGUAUCGGAUGGUAUGACAGACCUUGCAACGAAUCGUACUACUGGGUCUGUGAAUAAAUUUCUCAGAUAGUAACAUUACACUGUCAUUACUUACAAUUACACAUAUAGCAACUGUAACCAUAUUAUAUAAUCAAUAACAACUACAUAAUCUCCUUCGAUUAACGAAAAAUCCAGUCAGAUCCAGUUCAGAAUGAAUUUAUAUGUGAAAAACAGACAUUAUGAUUAAAUGUAUGGGACAAAUGUAACAUUUAAAUGGAAUAAAAUUUAUUUGAAUGAAAUAAAAUAUAAUAUAUACUGAAUAUUUUAACUAAAUAAUGACCAACACCCAAUGAAGAUUAUAUAAUAUAGAGUUGAGUCCAUAUUCUCUCAACAUACAGAAAAUUUGAGAAAUAAAUCAAAUAUUUUGGCCUUCAUAAUUCAGACACUAACUAAAAAAAAAAACAAUCUCUCUGAAAACGCUUUGGCAUCUGGCUGUGAAAAGUACAACUUUACCACUGGUUAUAUUUCUAAUGUAAUUCUAAUGUAUGUUUUUUGUUUGUUUGUUUUUUUGUGUUUGCAUUCAGUGUGCUGAAUAAAUCUAAACUCAUAUGUAGGUUUAAAUGUAUGUUGGGGAAUUUCACAGCAAAAUACAGUGUAUACACAGUACAAAACAUCCUUUUUCAAUUCGCACAUGUGCCGAUGGUGAAUGGUUUUAUUUACAUACUCGUGAAUAACAUAAUAAAAAUAAGUGGUGAUUAUUUGC
Molecule: messenger RNA, 1975 nt
Organism: Tachysurus fulvidraco (yellow catfish)
Lineage: Eukaryota; Metazoa; Chordata; Actinopteri; Siluriformes; Bagridae
Product: C-type lectin domain family 4 member M-like
Exons: 5
Coding region: 52-1290 (412 amino acids)
Source: RefSeq, a predicted model, not a curated record